AUGGGCAACGCACAAGGUGGAGAAAAACAACCUAAAACAGGAAAGUCUCCAGCAAAGGGCAGGCAUUUUAUGAGAAGCUUGAACAAAAGGGCCUCUGGAAGAGAGAAAAAGAGCCGUAAAAAGAGCACUGCGAAACAGGCGGCAAUAGAUAGGGAGUGUGAUAAGACUUCGGAAUCAGAUAACAAUGAAACGGUUGAGGCAUCUGAUAACGAUACGGUCGAGUGCGUGUUUAAAACAUCACGAGUGGAAGGGGGCGCGGAGUCGAGUGUUCAGUCAGAGGUAACGGUGACCAGGUGCGAGCCGAGCCCGCGGUCACCGACCCGCGACCAGUCUCCCGCCGCCGCCGCGCAAACCUCCUCACCCGCGGACCCAUCCACGUCCGAUUCAGUGUUUACAGACCCUCUGAGCCCUCUUACGCCGCUCGCCGUCGAGCUUAACCAAUGCUACUACUCCGCGGAGAGUGACAGCGCGCAAGACGAUCUCCCACGCACUCUCACCCCUCUCGACAUUAAUGCGCUCACGCAUUUCGACUUUUCUGACGGAACAACACCGGAAAUGCCGCACGAGGAAAAUGCCUCACGUGACGUAGAAAAAGAAAACAGUGACAUAUGCGAUGACAAAAGUGUCAGGGAUGAAAGUGUUAAGGUUAUGGGUGCAUUUUCAUCGAAAUUAAAGGAUGAGCCGGUUGAUCGAAGAACGCAUGAGUGCAGCCAUGAUUUCCUUGAUAACCGGCUGAAGACUUCUCCAGGACAAACGUCCUUUACAUUGUCCAGACAUCGGAAAGUUGAAUUGCCUCCUGUGGGUGCAGAAUCAUCACUAUCAGUACUAGGGAGCGAACCAGAUCGAAGACAUUCCAGUGUAAGCGAUGUUCCUUUGCCGGAGUCUAACGUGUUGAGAAAAGUGGCAUCUUUGACACUGGAAAAGCAUUCAGAGGUCAAAGUAGUUCGCCCCAAGUAUGUUCCCGAGAAACUGGAUUUCCAACUGUACGAAAAGUUCGAAGGACAGAUGCUUCUAAAUUGGUUCGUGUCAUCGUCCGAAGCAAACAUAGUGAAAAACAUCUCAAACAGCCAAGAUCUCCGUACUCUUGGUAUACAGUAUUGUACUCAUUUGUUAGCAGCUGGUGUGUUAUGUCAAAUAUCAGAUAAAGAUGCACCCACAGAAAAAAUAUUCAAGCCUAAUUUAAUGUACUACUGGGCACAUAUGGAGUCACCAGUUUCACAACCACAUGCACCAGGACGGCUGCACACAACAUCAUGGCCACCUCAUUUUGACUCAUGUUCUGAAAAAUUCAAUCUAAGUUGUCAGCCUCAAAAACAAUAUACUGCUAAUAAUUUUGAAGAAAUCAGAGAUAUCUCUGAAGCUAGACAAGUUAUUGCAGAUUUAAUAAGAAAACUGCAGGAAUUAGAAUACAAAUUAGAAAAUUCUAAGGAACACUCCAUAGGCAUAAUAAAUUUAAAAAAUGUGAAUUCAAAUAACUACUUAAAGGAUAGACAGAAAAUAGAGUUGAUUAGUCGUGAAAUUCAAACAAAUAAUUUAAAUAAUGAUGAUGGUAGGUUGGCUGGAAAAUCUGUGAUAUCACCUUUAAAACCUGAUUCUUUAAUAAGAACAAGUGUAAAAAAUGAUUGUAGUAUAGCAGUAAGUAAAUUAGAUCGAGAUAAAUGUGAUUAUGAAGUUUUAGGAGACCCUGAACAAAGAUCUGUUAAAAUAGAAAAUUAUUGUAAGUUGAAUAAGAGCCGAGAAUGUAAUUUAAUACUUAAAAAUGAUGAUUAUGCAGACAAAAGAAGUAGUAGUGAUAUAGUUAAUAAAUUAGAAAAGCAGCAAAUUAAUGAAACACAAAAAAUAAAUAGACUUUCAAGUAAUAAUUUAAAUGUGAAUGUGUUAAAUGACAGUUCUUCAGAUGCUUCAUAUGUCAGUACGACUGCUGAUGUUACUCUAAAUCAAACUAUUUUAACUGAAGAUAAAAGCCUAUUCAGAUCCCUCAGUCCUCCCCUGAUGCAAGUUUUAUAUGCAAAACAAGAUAAUAAUUAUGUUGCAUCAGAAUUCUCAUCAUUAGAUUUUACACAAUCUGAACAGAGCUGGAAAUCAAUUGAAGCUGAAAAAAGUGAUUUGUCAUUGUCAGGAAACAUGACAGAGAGUGCAAUUAAAUCAGAACAAAAAUCUGAAGCGAAAGAUAUAAAAUGUAUUCCAAAAUCCUUAUCAGAAAGUGAUAAGAGGUCAGAAAAAGCUACAUCAAUGUUAUCCACAUCAUCUUUAACUACAGAUGUCUCGAAACCUUUAGCAGAAAAUAUGGUGGAGCAACAACCGCCACCUAUGCCAGGAAUGUCUCCUUCACCACCACCUACUCCAGGAACAAAAUCCACCACUACAUCCACUCCUGUCAAUGAAUCUGUUCCUCCUUUGCCUGAUAUCAUUACAUUAAAUGCCCUAAUACCUCCACCACCUCCACCAACUAAAGGUAAUGAAGAACAUGUAACUCCAACCAUUGCACCUAAGGAGGCUUAUCCUUCAUUAUCAAGGGCCGAAGUAGAUCUAAGACAAGCCUCAGAAAAACAUGUUGUUUCCCCACAACCCCUUCAUAUUCCAAUACCAUCUAUGGCUCCACUAUCUCUGAUGCCAAAACUGGAUCUGGCUUCGCCAACCCAAAAGAUGUUAGAAUUGGCUCCUUUACCUCCACCAUUACCAAGUCUAGAUCAGCCACCGCCACCAAUUUCUGGUAAAGGACCCCCGCCUCCGCCGAUGCCCGGUAUGGGUCCUCCGCCGCCGCCAAUGCCCGGAAUGGGUCCCCCGCCACCGCCAAUGCCCGGUAUGGGUCCCCCGCCGCCGCCAAUGUCUGGUAUGGGUCCCCCGCCGCCGCCAAUACCCGGUAUGGGUCCCCCGCCGCCGCCAAUGCCCGGAAUGGGUCCCCCGCCGCCGCCAAUGCCCGGUAUGGGUCCCCCGCCUCCACCAAUGCCCAGUAUGGGUCCCCCGCCGCCGCCAAUGCCCGGUAUGGGUCCCCCGCCUCCACCAAUUCCCGGUAUGGGUCCCCCGCCGCCGCCAAUGCCCGGUAUGGGUCCGUCAUCAACACCUAAUGUGGGACCUCCACCGCCUCCUAUACCAGGUAUUGGUCCUCCACCCCCUCUCAUGACAGAAAUGGGACCCCCUCCGCCUCCAGGAAUUCCACCAUCACCCUCGGGACCUACACCCUUUCCGACACCCCCCGUUGGUGGUUGGAGUAUGCAAAGAUCCACUCUAAGAAAACCUCCUAUCAAACCAGCAGCGCCCAUGAAGCCUCUAUAUUGGACACGAAUUUUGGCAAAUUCUGUACAAAAUGGCCAAGGCGAAGUAGAUUCUGGAUUCAAACCAUUAUGGCUGGAAAUUGACGAAACAAAAUUGGACAACAUCGAUGAAUUCAUGGAUCUCUUCUCUAGACAAGUGGUCAAAGCCCCAGUAAAGAAAAAAGUAGAAGUUAAAACAAAAAUACAGCCAGUAAAAAUAUUAGACAGUAGACGAUCACAAAAUGUCGGUAUAUUCGUACAAAGUUCGCACUUAGAGUUUUCAGAGAUUGAAAACGCCAUAUACAAUUUUGAUACGUCGGUUGUGAGUUUAGAAGUAUUACAACAGAUGUAUGAGUUGCGCGCAACUAAUGAAGAAUUAGAAAUGAUAAAAGAACAUUUGACAAACAAACCUGAAAUACCGUUAGAUAAGCCCGAAGCGUUUUUACAUGACCUCUCUGGAAUACCAAAUUUUGCGGAGCGGAUAUCAUGUUUUAUGUUCCAAGCGGAAUUCGAGGAUGCUGUAAACACAACUAUGCAUAAAUUAGAUAAUUUGAAACAUACAUGUGAGUUCCUAACAAGUAAUGAAUCUCUAAAGCAGCUAUUUGCAAUAAUUUUAACUCUCGGGAAUUAUAUGAAUGGAGGCAAUGGUCAGAGGGGGCAGGCUGAUGGUUUUGGUCUAGAAAUCUUAGCGAAGUUGAAGGAUGUGAAGUCAAAGCAGUCGACAGUAACGCUACUGCACUUUAUAGUAAAGACGUACAUGCGUCAACGAGGGGGCGCCCUGUCCACAGAAUGCACGCUGCCUGUGCCCGAACCGGGUGACGUACAGCGAGCGGCUGCUAUCGACUUCGCAGAUGUCGCUGCUAAUCUUGGGUCACUGCGGAAGCAGCUUGACGGAUGUAAAGAAAAAAUGAGCAAAGUCAUAGAUGCCUACGAGAGAAAUCCAGCUGAUGUGGCAAAUGAGAACAAAAGAAUAGAAGUUUUCAGAGAGAAAAUGACCACAUUUAUUGAUGCAGCCGAAGAAAAAUUAAAGACUGAAGAUGACAACUUGUCUGAGUGUAAAAAUAGAUUCAUAUCCACUGUGAAAUUUUACCAGUACAAACCUAGGUGCGGCAGUGUUGAAGAUUGUGAACCUAAAGAGUUUUUUUCAUUAUGGACCUCAUUUUGUAGUGACUUCAAAGACAUCUUUAAAAAAGAAGAACAGCUGGCAAUUAAGGAAAAGUUAAAAGAAACGAAAAAAAUGCAUGAAGUACGAAAAGCUCAAACUGUCACACAACCAAAAAAGGAAGGUGGCCUAAAGGCACGACUUCAAAAGUUGUCCAGUGUGUCCAGAAAAUGA
This is a messenger RNA of Pieris macdunnoughi, 4590 nucleotides long. Lineage: Eukaryota; Metazoa; Arthropoda; Insecta; Lepidoptera; Pieridae. The record is from the annotation of a GenBank genome assembly.